CCAUCAUCACCGCCGUCUACUCGCUCGUCUUCGUGGUGGGAUUGCUGGGCAACUGCCUGGUCAUGUAUGUCAUCGUCAGGUACACCAAGAUGAAGACGGCCACCAACAUCUACAUCUUUAAUCUGGCCCUGGCCGACGCUCUGGUCACCACCGCCAUGCCCUUCCAGAGCACCGACUACCUACUCAACACGUGGCCGUUCGGCCAGGUGGUGUGCAAGGUCUUCAUCGCCAUCGACUACUACAACAUGUUCACCAGUAUCUUCACGCUCACUAUGAUGAGCGUGGACCGCUACGUGGCCGUGUGCCACCCGGUCAAGGCCCUCGACUUCCGGACGCCCGUCAAGGCCAAGGUGAUCAACGUGUGCAUCUGGAUCCUGUCCUCGGCCGCCGGCAUUCCCGCUUUUGUCCUGGGCGGAACGCAGACAAACCUCGGCAUCACGGAGUGCGCCUUACAGUUCCCCGAGCCAUACGUGUACUGGGACACCCUGAUGAAGAUGUGCGUGUUCGUGGUCGCCUUUGUGGUUCCGGUUCUGAUCAUCACUGUGUGCUACUCCCUGAUGCUCCUCCGUCUCAAGAGCGUCCGCAUGCUGUCUGGCUCGCGGGUGAAGGACCGAAACUUGCGCCGCAUCACCCGCCUGGUGGUGGUGGUGGUGGCCGUCUUCGUGGUGUGCUGGACCCCCAUCCACAUCUUCAUCCUGGUCAAGGCGCUGGCCAUCGUGCCCGAGACCACUGCCAUCAUGGCCGCCUACUUCUUCUGUGUGGCUCUAGGCUACACCAACAGCAGCCUCAACCCCAUCCUCUACGCCUUCCUGGACGAAAACUUCAAGCGCUGUUUCAAGGAUUUCUGCGUCUCAGCCAGGCUGAGACGGGAGAAGGCGUCCGGGAGCAGGAAGGCAGCCUUGGAGGCCGUGCGGGAGGCUGCCGUGCCGCUGCGGAACCCGGAUGAAAACAGUAAGCCCACAUGACUAGCGGUGGAACUGUCUUCUGUUUCCCACGGUGGAAAAGAAGACUCGCGGAACUUAGGGCUCACCCACGUCACUACCGCAAUGUAGACUGUCAUGGUGACCUGGUGGACAUUGGUUUAAGGUGUGGAGUUAGCAGGGACUCGGAUGAUUUGGUUCACUGACACGAGUUGGCGGACUCACCGCCAACUCGUGUCAGUGUGUCCGCUAGCUCCACUCAGUGAACCUAAUCAUCGGAUUCACCGGAAAGAGCGUGGAUUCAGAUUUGAGUGAGCUGGGACUCAUAUGAUUUGCUUCACUGAUUGAAACCAAGAGACUCACAGGGAAAAAAGGUAACUCAGAUGUUUUGGUUAGUGAUAUUGAAUUAGCAGAAUCACAAGAAAUGCGCACACUCUCGGCCGCCGACUUCUUCUACAUGGCUCUGGGCUACUACACCAACAGUAGCCUCGACCCUGUCCUGUGCGAGAAUUUCAAGAACCGUUUCAAGGACUUCAGCCUCUCGGCGAGGCUGAGGCUGAAAGAGGAGAAGGUGUCCGGGAGCAGGAAGGCGGUGCUGCAGGCCGUGCCUCUGCGGAAAGCUCACGACUAGCGGUGGAGAAUUCCUCGUUUCCUACAGCGGAAAAGAAGAAUCCAGAGACUUGGGCUGCACUUACAUCCAAUAUCAUCAUCGCUGGUGAAGAGGCGGACAUUGGUUGGCGAUGCGCCAACAUUUAACGGUUUUCGCGGAUUAGGUCUUUUCAAGACUGAAAGCUUCGGCCGAUCCCAUUUGUCAAGGGCUACAAGAAAUUGAAAUUCCGGUGGGGUCCGCAGUUUUACGAAUUGCACAAAUGCCACUUCAUUCUUGUCAUAUUACGCCUUUAUUCUCUCCCAAAAUAUGAUGAUAUUCUUGACAAAAUAUCCCUUAUGCUCUCGAAAACCCCAACUUAAUUCGUGAAGGGAUGUCAAGUCAUUUGUGUGAUAUGUCACAGUCAUUCCAGCUUUUAACUGGUAAACGUUUUUUGGCGCAUCGAUCUCCAUAUGUAGGUACAGUAUGUACUUUUUAUUGCUAAUUAUUUUGUGGACCCCU
Molecule: messenger RNA, 2028 nt
Organism: Phycodurus eques (leafy seadragon)
Lineage: Eukaryota; Metazoa; Chordata; Actinopteri; Syngnathiformes; Syngnathidae
Product: kappa-type opioid receptor-like
Exons: 3
Coding region: 63-965 (300 amino acids)
Biological process (GO): G protein-coupled opioid receptor signaling pathway; neuropeptide signaling pathway; sensory perception of pain
Cellular component (GO): neuron projection; membrane
Molecular function (GO): dynorphin receptor activity; neuropeptide binding
Source: RefSeq, a predicted model, not a curated record